Eimeria tenella is the source of this 549-nucleotide messenger RNA. RefSeq lists its product as uncharacterized. Lineage: Eukaryota; Apicomplexa; Conoidasida; Eucoccidiorida; Eimeriidae. The record is from RefSeq and is a predicted model, not a curated record. The transcript is spliced from 2 exons. The annotation marks the transcript as partial.
GCGGCGUGGGCGCCUCAGCAGCAGCAGCAGCAGCAGCAGCAGCAGCAGCAGCAGCAGCAGCAGCAGCAGCAGCAGCAGCAGCAGCAGCAGCAGCAGGGACCUGGCGUAUUGAAUGGGCUUGCCGACGUUGAUGCAUUCGAUUUCCGCAAUUUCUUCUUUUUGCUGCUGCAGCAAAUCCGCAAGCCGCAGCAUGAGGUCUCCGCGCCUGCGGGCGCCGACGCCCAGGGCCCAGGAGGGGAAGGCCUCGUGGGCGCAGCGCACAGCCUCGUCGACGUCUUCUUCGCUGAAAAGCACUUCAAAAGGACCAAACAAAUGCAAUUAGUUGAACAACUGGCAGCAGUUGAGCGUCGGGAGGCAGCGGCGCGGGACUCGCGGCCUCCGGAGACCCCAAAAUCGAAAAAAACGAAAAAAAUGGACCACUGGUCACCGCCGCCGCCCGGGUGUGACUUCUUCUGUCGCCGGAUUUAUCAAAGUCCAGGUCUUGCUGCCUCGGGGUUCCCGAAACUCGCCGCCGAUGAACAGCCGGGUCUCGAACUCACGCGCCACUGA